Molecule: messenger RNA, 9663 nt
Organism: Eublepharis macularius
Lineage: Eukaryota; Metazoa; Chordata; Lepidosauria; Squamata; Eublepharidae
Gene: PTPN13
Product: protein tyrosine phosphatase non-receptor type 13
Exons: 47
Coding region: 343-7749 (2468 amino acids)
Biological process (GO): peptidyl-tyrosine dephosphorylation
Cellular component (GO): cytoskeleton; cytoplasm; nucleus
Molecular function (GO): protein tyrosine phosphatase activity; phosphatidylinositol 3-kinase regulatory subunit binding
Source: RefSeq, a predicted model, not a curated record
UCCCGGGAGCUGAGGCGGGGAGGGACGGAAGGAAAGCAAGGCAAGGGGGGGACUGAGCCGGCCGAGCCCCCGGCUCGCCUUCCCCUCCCUGCCUGCCUGCUUAUUCUUGGGAAGCCGGAGAAGAGCGCGCGUGUGGAGCGGCUCCCCUCUCCUCCUUGCCAAACAAAAAGCGGCGGGCGGCGCAAGGCGGGCGAGGGGGGAUUCGGAGCCGGCGGAGUAGCAGCGGGGAGGAGAUGCGGGCCCCCCCGGCCGGCUCUGCUGCAGAUUCCAGUUGCGGGGGAGAGGGGAGAGGGCGAGACCCCCGUUCCCCAGCGCGCCGGGACCGCCUCUCUAACCGGUAACAUGCACGUAUCGCUAGCUGAAGCCCUCGAGGUUCGAGGAGGACCACUGCAUGAAGAAGAAAUAUGGGCUGUGUUGAAUCAAAGUGCCGAAAGCCUUCAAGAGUUGUUUCGUAAAGCUGACCCUGCAGCGCUGAGCUUCAUCAUUUCUCCGUGGUCUUUGCUGUUGCUUCCAUCUGGAAGUGUAUCGUUUACAGAUGAAAAUGUUUCCAACCAAGAUCUGCGAGCAUUUACUGCGCCAGAAGUACUCCAAAAUCAGCCACUAUCCUCUCUCUCGGAUGUUGAAAAGAUUCACGUUUAUUCUCUUGGGAUGACACUUUAUUGGGGAGCUGACUAUGAAGUUCCACAAAGCCAACCUAUCAAACUUGGAGAUCAUUUAAACAGCAUACUGCUCGGCAUGUGUGAAGAAGUUGUUUAUGCCCGCUUGUCUGUCCGAACCAUGCUGGAUGCUUGCAGUGCUCACAUACGGAAUAGUAACUGCGCACCUUCCUUCUCAUAUGUGAAACAGCUGGUGAAACUGGUUCUGGGAAGUUUAUCUGGGGUGAAUCAGCUUUCCUGCAUUGGGGACAGAAAGCUGCAGACGGAUAGGAGCCAGGCCAUCCGGGAGAGGCUGAGAGGAAAAGGUCUUCCCACAGGAAGAAGUUCAGCAGUUGAUGCUGCAGAGAGUCACAAGACGCCAUUCUCUCAACUGGCCACAUUUAACAAAGGGCUUAGCAAAUCAACGGGGGUCUUGUCCAUCAGAGGCUCACAGGGUGAAGAAGAAUUUUGCCAAGGCAUUUCCUCCCAUUACCACUCUGGCCAUGAAGAUGCCACAAAUACUUGCUGCCCGUACCAGUGCAGAGCUGCAGACUUGGAAAGGAAAGGUAAUGUUGGAGCCGAUGCCCGUCCCAAACGGAAAGUUUGGGCUUCCUCCUCAGACUUGCUGUGCACAACUGACUCAGUGACUGAGAGAGACCGUGUUGGGGAUUCUCACAGGCACCACCAUCACGCAGGGACAGUUGCAGCACGGACUUCAGCGGCAGCUAGAAGCAAAGAGGGACGAUAUUCUGAUGGGAGCAUAGCCCUUGAUAUAUUUGGCCCUCAAAAACUAGAUCAGGUUCGCCAUGUGCCAGAGUUUUCAACAUCUGCGGCCAUUUCAAGUGCCUUUGACAGGAUCCGAGAGAGGCAGAAAAAGCUGCAUCAGCUGAGAAAAGCCAUGGAUGCUGAAGAACAUGGACGCCGAUACAAAUCUUACCACAAUGACAUAUACAGUACAGACAGUGAAAGCCCAUCGUUCAUUUCUUCUGAUGCAGAUUUUAGACAAGUGAAGAGAACGGAAGGUUUAAAGAGAGAUGACUCCAGUGGCCCAAGCUCAGAUGAUAUUUCUCCAUCGAAUCAAAUCCAGGGACAAAGGUCAAGGCAAUAUGAAGCAUCUCUUGAUGGCAGCCUAGUAAGCCAAGAAGUCAUGCUCAAGCGGCAGGAAGAGGAAAUGAUGCAGCUGCAGGCUAAAAUAGCCCUCCGGCAGUCUCGGCUAAGCCUCUAUCCCGGAGACCUAGUGAAGACAUCCAUUUUGGACAUGUCCAGAGAUCCCCUAAGAGAAAUUGCAUUGGAAACAGCCAUGACCCAAAGGAAACUAAGGAAUUUCUUCGGUCCUGAAUUUAUGAAAACAACCAUUGAGCCAUUCACCUCUCUAGACCUGCCAAAGUCCAUUUUGAACAAGAAAGGGAAGAAUGAAGACAGCCGUCGGAAAGUCAACGUCGUGCUUCUAACUGGGCAGAGGCUGGAGCUGACCUGUGACACCAAGACCAUAUGCAAGGAUGUCUUCGAUAUGGUGGUAGCCCAUGUUGGUUUAGUAGAGCACCACUUGUUUGGCUUGGCUACUUUAAAAGAAAAUGAAUUUUUCUUCAUUGAUCCAGAAUUAAAACUAACUAAAGUAGCUCCUGAAGGAUGGAAAGAAGAACCAAAGAAAAAGAGCAAAAACACCGUCAACUUCACCUUGUUCUUCCGCAUUAAAUUCUUUGUGGAUGACAGCAGCUUGAUACAGCAUACGCUGACAUGUCAUCAGUAUUACCUGCAGUUAAGGAAAGAUCUCCUGGAGGAGAAGAUGCACUGCGACGAUGAAACUGCCUUAUUGCUAGCAUCACUGGCUCUCCAGGCGGAGUAUGGAGAUUACCAAACAGAGGUGCAUGGCCUGUCUUAUUUCAGACUGGAGCACUACUUACCGCCUAGAGUGAUGGAAAACCUGGACCUCUCUCAUGUCAAAGAAGAAUUGCCAAAACUGCAUAGCGCUUACGUCGGUGCUUCUGAAAAAGAAGCCGAGUUGGAGUUUCUGAAGAUUUGCCAGAGGCUAACGGAAUAUGGUGUUCACUUUCAUCGUGUGUUGCCAGAGAAGAAAUCUCAGACUGGAAUUCUGUUGGGUGUCUGCCCUAAAGGAGUUCUUAUUUUUGAAGUGCACAAUGGCAUCCGUACACCUGUCCUUCGUUUCCCAUGGAGAGAAACAAAGAAAAUAUCAUUUAAUAAAAGGAAAAUCACUCUGCAGAACACAUCGGAUGGUAUAAAGCAUGCAUUCCAAACUGACACAAGCAAGACCUGCCAGUACUUGCUGCAGCUGUGCUCUUCACAGCAUAAAUUUCAGCUGCAGAUGAGAGCAAGGCAAAGUAACCAAGAUGCUCAGGAGAUUGAAAGAGCAUCGUUCAGGAGCCUCAACCUCCACACAGAAUCCGUGAAAGGAUUUAACAUGGGCCGGGCCAUCAGUACAGGCAGCCUAGCCAGCAGUACACUGAACCGCCUUGCAGUCCGGCCGCUGUCAGUUCAAGCAGAGAUCCUGAAGAGACUGUCCUGUUCUGAAUUGUCCCUGUUUCAGCCGCUCCAAGGUAGCUCCAGAGACAAGAAUGAGAAGCAGUCGUGGGAAGAAAGACCCAAGAUCAUGAGCAAAUCCUUCCACGAUCUGAGUCAGAGCCAGAUCUCGGUCAGCCCUCUUCGGAAAAAUGUGAUCGGUGCCACAGACUCUUCUUCAAGAAGAAUGGAGGAAUUAAUGGGAAAGAUCUUCCAGCCAGUGCCAAAAUCUGAUAACGAAUCAGUGUCUGGAACAAGAAAGCUGAAUAAUUUACACUCUCAUGCAGGUUUAAAUGCCAGCCUAGAAAGAAAGAAAAAUGAAUCAGACUCAUCCUCCACGGAAGAUACUGGCCAAGCCUAUCUUAUAGAUGUUCUACAAACAAAGCAGAAUGUGAUUUCAUUGCCAGAAAGGGAGAUCAACUUGGUAAAUUUGAAAAAAGAUGAAAAGUAUGGCUUAGGGUUCCAGAUCACCGGUGGGGAGAAAACUGGAAAACUAGAUCUUGGAAUUUUCAUUCAUUCAAUAACUCCUGGAGGACCAGCUGAUCUGCAGGGGUCAUUGAAACCAGGUGAUCGUCUGAUAUCGGUGAACAGCAUGAGCUUGGAAGGAGUCAGCCAUCACACUGUGCUCGAAAUUAUUGAGAGGGCUCCUAACGAUGUGACCCUUGUGGUUUCCCAGCCUAAAGAGAGAUCUACCAAAGAAUUAUUGAGUCUCCUCAGUGGUACGAAAGAACGUUUAAAGGGGCCUUCAUGGACACAGGACAAUGAGGCGGAGUCAUCUUCAGAGGAACACAGCAGGCCUCCCGGUCACCAGAGGCCCCCAUCCGGGAGUCCGGACGGCCUUCGCUCAGGCAAACGGGAUGGAAGCUUGAGCUCUCAAGAUUCCAGAACGGAGAGCGCCAGCCUAUCCCAAAGUCAGUCCAAUGGUGUUUUUGGCAACCAUGUCAACAACAGGGUACAGCAGGAGCUGCAACACUGCCACGACUCCCAGCUUGUCUUUUCCAGUUGCAAUGAAAAAAACAGGCCCUCCUCUGAGACUAACCAGGCAAAAACAAAACAGGCUGGGAUGGCGGAGACCGCUGAGUUUUCUGACCGAGGGGAUUCUGACAUGGAUGAAGCAACUUACUCCAGCAGCCAGGAGCAGAUGCCAGCUAGAAAGGAGCCUUCUUCCAUGAAUUCGGCCAGCUUGAUGAAUUCUAAAAAAUUUCCUGCGCUGCCUCUUAAACCAGGGGAUAUCUUUGAGGUCGAACUAGUCAAAAAUGAGAACGGCUUGGGAAUAAGUGUCACGGGUGGUGUCAACACCAAUGUGAGACAUGGGGGCCUGUAUGUGAAAGCUGUUAUUCCUAAGGGAGCAGCUGAAGCUGAUGGCCGGAUUCAAAAAGGCGACCGAGUUCUCUCUGUCAAUGGUGUUACUUUGGAAGGAGCUACCCAUAAACAAGCCGUGGAAAUCCUAAGGAAUACUGGCCAGAAGGUUCACCUUGUGUUAGAAAAGGGGCAGCUAGCAGCCGCCAAAGUCCAUGCCCCAGCAACAUCACAGUGCACACCUCCAGGCCAGCCCGGUCAAAGUGUCACUCCGGAGAGACCAGUAAAGAAGACUUUAAGUGCCAGAGACUAUAACUUUGUUACUGAGGACAACACGUUUGAGGUGCAGCUAAUGAAAAACAGUUCAGGCCUGGGCUUCAGUUUUUGCCGCGAAGACAGUGUUUCACCGGAACAGCCGGGUUCCAGCAUAGUCAGGGUUAAAAAACUCUUUCCUGGGCAACCUGCAGCAGAAAGUGGGCAGAUUGAGGUCGGGGAUGUCAUCCUCAAAGUGAAUGGUGCUUCGUUGAAAGGACUGUCCCAACAGGAAGUCAUCUCAGCCCUCAGGGGAACAUCUCCUGAAGUUACCCUUCUCCUCUGUAGGCCUCUCCCUGGAAUACUACCAGAAAUUGAUCCUUCUUUAUUGACACCAAUCCAUUCCCCUCCCCAGAUUUUCCCAGACAUUGGUAAAGGUAACUCCCAGCUCUUGAAUGGAGGGCACGAAGACAGUUCAGAUGAAAAUGAAGCCACCGACCAAGGCAAGAAGCGAAUCAAGUCCCCAUCUAGGAGAGAUAGCUACAGCGAUAGCAGUGGGAGUGGAGGAGAAGAGCUUGUGGCAAACGCAGCCCGGAUUGCAAGCCCAAGGUGGAGCUCUGCCCGUUACCAGACGCCAAGCAAAUCAGCAGCUCGGGCACAUAGCCCUUACGAGACUCCCUGUAGUAAAGAGGAGGCAAUUCGCACCAUAUAUUACUCCUCUCAUGAGUUGUCCAGGAAACUAGAAGCUGAGGAAGGCUGCCCUCCAUCUCCUCUGCUGCUGGAUUUGCCACUGGUAUCAAACUGCAGAACUGUCACACCUGGCUCAGCAGAUGAAAACAACGCUUGUUCCGUCUCAGAAUUCACAGAGCUACAAGGAGGGCUGGCAUCGCUGUUCAACCAACUGGAGAAAAAUGCCGACGAAUAUGAACCGGAGGUGGAGCUACAAGUGGUCCUGACAAAAUCAGAAAAGGGCAGCCUUGGUUUCACAGUGACCAAAGGCCACGACAGUGUCGGCUGCUACAUCCACGACGUCCUUCAGGACCCUGCCAAAAGCGACGGGAGAUUACGACCUGGAGAUCGCCUUAUCAAGGUUAAUGACACAGAUGUGACGAACAUGAGCCACACAGAUGCCGUCAGUUUUCUUCGAUCAGCCCCAAAGACCGUCAGGCUGGUACUUGGGCGUGUUCUGGAGCUACCCAAGAUGCCCGUGUUGCCACAUUUGCUGCCUGACAUUAGCUUGACGUGCCAUAAAGAAGAACUGGGUAUCUCUCUUGCAGGGGGUCAUGAUAGCCUUUAUCAGGUGGUCUAUAUUAGUGAUAUCAGUCCAAAGUCCGCUGCAGCCAUGGAAGGAACUCUUCGCACGUUAGAUAUCAUCCAUUACAUUAAUGGGGUCAGCACUCAGGGAAUGACUUUGAAAGAAGCAAAGAGGACGCUGGAGAUGUCACUCCCAGGGGUGGUACUAAAGGCAACAAGGGAUGGACAUCCAGUGUUUUUGAAGAAUAAAGGCAUAGCUAACUCAAGUCCAAAGUCAAUCAAACCUAAUGGUCAUCUCUUCAGUGAGCCCUACGGCAAAGCAGAAACAGGAGUGGAUGCUCAUGCGCCCAAGGUUAACGGUGAGCUGAACAACAGUCACCAGAAAAAAGGUACACGAAAUGUCACCGUAUCAAAAGAGACAUCUCCAUGCGAUGCUCCUAGCCCGGCCUUGGGAUUUUCCAGCUAUAAUAACAAUUCUGCAGAAGAUCAAGACGAUGAUUCUUACGACGAGGAUGAUCACAACGAAGUCAUUCAGUACCUUUUGGACGUUGUAGAUGAAGAAGCUCAGAACUUGCUAAACCGGAGCAAUGCCACAUCUGGGAAUCAUCUGCCAGAGGCAAACAGGAAACUUGCAGAGGAGAAAUCAGAAGACACAGACUGCGAUGGGUCAUCUUUACCUGAAGAUUUUCCAGAGCCACCACAAAUAAAUGGCUGCGAAGAGCAUUGCAAUGACAGAGGGAUGUCUGAAAGAUUAUCUCAGCAACCUUCGGCAGGCCCAGGAGAUGAUGAUGAGAUUACGUGGGGAAGUGAGGAACUCCCAAUUGAAUCAAUCAACCAGAGGCAGCCGGUUGAAGAUUGCCCGUUGAUAACAAAUGAAGAGCUCGCAGCCCUUCCUGUGGUUCAAGUGCUGCCUUCUGGCAAAUAUACGGGGUCCAAGUUGAAAUCAACGGUGCAGAUGCUGCAAGGCCUGUUGGAACAGGGAGUCCCUUCUCAGGAGGUUGAGAAUCUUCAAGACUUAAAACCUUUGGAUCAAUGUUUGGUGGGCCAAACAAAAGAAAACAGAAAGAAGAACAGAUAUAAGAAUAUACUACCUUAUGAUGCCACUAGAGUGCCUCUGGGAGCCGAAGGCGGCUACAUCAAUGCUAGUUUCAUCCGGAUGCCGGUGGGAAGUAAAGAAUACGUUUACAUUGCGUGCCAAGGACCCCUCCCUACUACGGUAGCCGACUUCUGGCAAAUGGCCUGGGAACAAAACUGCACUGUCAUAGCCAUGAUGACCCAGGAAGUAGAAGGAGAGAAGAUCAAAUGCCAGCGGUAUUGGCCUGAUGAACUUGGCAAAACCAUAAUGGUCAGCGACAGACUCCGGCUGGCCCUUGUGAGGCUGCAGCAGCUCAAAGGCUUUGUUGUCAGAGUCGUGGAGCUAGAGGACAUUCACACAGGUGAGCUCCGGCACGUGUCCCAUUUGAACUUUACUGCCUGGCCCGAUCACGACACGCCCUCCCACCCAGACGAUUUGCUCACUUUUAUAUCCUACAUGAGGCACAUCCACAAAUCAGGACCAAUCAUCACUCAUUGCAGCGCAGGCAUUGGACGAUCGGGGACGCUCAUUUGCAUCGACGUGGUCUUGGGACUCAUCGGUCAAGAUCUCGAGUUUGACAUCUCAGACAUAGUGCGCACCAUGCGCCUGCAGAGGCAUGGAAUGGUGCAAACGGAGGACCAGUAUAUUUUCUGCUAUCAAGUUAUCCUCUAUGUUCUAAAACGUCUUCAAGUAGAAGAACAGCAGAGAAACAACUAAAUUUGAAAGCCAAAUGUGCUUUUAAAAGGGGUGCGGAGUAGGACAGAAAAAGGAGGAUCCUGGAUAAUUCAGGCAUUCUGCACUACAGAAUCAAACUGAUUUAACAUUCAUUCUGUCUCCUGCAAGGGAUUUCUAAUACAGAAUUCUCAGCAAACCACAGUUCCCAGGAAUCCUUUGGGGAACCAUGACAGCUAACCUGGUAUAAAGCUAAUAUGCAUCUGUAGUAGACAUGGACACGAAAGAGAAAAAAACCAAACGCGAGUUUCGUGUUUUGAUGCAAUCCAUAAAUUGUGAUUUACGAAACUUCACGAAAUCGACACAUUUGCCAAAACACUUCGUUAGUUUCAUGAUUCAUCAGGACACAGGGCAUUUCAGCAGCCCCCUUUAUACCCAGAGAUGCCAAACUCGCAGAGAGAUUCAGCAGGCUUUCCUUCACUCAGCCUCCCAGUUUGCAAUACGUUGAUUGGGAAGGUCAGUGGGAAGAGUGGGAAGGGAAGUACUGCCAGAGGCCUCAGAGUCAAGCUAGGCCCCAGAGCCAGACAAAGGUCUGAGAAAGGAGAGGUGGAGGGAAAAAGGCACCCUCACCCAAAAGACCUUCCCAGCAAGGUCCCAAAUCUACUCUCUUUCCAAAAAGCUCCCAAAUGCUUCCCAAAAGAUAUCCACUCUCUCUUUCCAGAAGCUCCUAAUUCCACUCCCUCACUCCCAAAUUCCAGCAACAACAGAUCACCCCUCUCCUCUAUCUGUGCUGAAACUGAAAGCACGAGGCAGAGCUGUGCCUUAAAUAAGAAAUGCUCACAUAGAGCAGAACAGCAGCCCUCUUGUUGGCAGACAGACCUGCCCAUCAGGGUUUGGAGGGAAGAGAUUAGUGUUCCCAUGGCUACAGAAGGCCGAUCUCCUCAGUAGCCAUCCCCUGCCCCUUGCUGUAUAGGGCAAAAUGGGAGCUCUCUCCAGUUGGCAGAGAUAGCUGCCUAUCAGGGUUUUGAGGGCUAAGAUUGGGCAAUGAAAGAUCUGCAGACUUUCCUGUCCUCCGUUGCCUAGGGAAUCAAUAGAUUGGCGCCAGCCUGUCUGGCAUUAUGAAUCGAUCACGAAACACAUGAAACGGCCCAAAAGAUCGUGGAUUUCGUGAAACCUCAGCCCCCCACAAAACACGUUUCUUGAAGUGCAAGAGGGCUAGUUUUGUCAUGAUAAUUGUUUCGUAUUUCGAUUCGUGCCCAUGUCUAAUCUGUAGUGCAGGUGUACCUUGAGUAUUCUCUGCCAAUACGGUCCCAGUCUCUGGCAAACAUCAAGUACCCUCGUACUUCCACUUGCUAUCUGAAUGGUCCAGUGUCUUGCAUUCCAUUGGAACAGGCUGCAUUCUUUGCAGUUGUGUGAUACUAUGAUAAACAAUUGACAUUUUAAAACAGCUUUCUGUUUUUACAAGAAGUAUUAAUGUCUCCUACAGGGUUUUUUUUUCCUCCCCAGCUAUUUUAUAAUAUAUUCCAAUGCUGGGGGUGGGGAGGGCAGAGGGAGAAAUGCAAACAGUAUUUUAUCUUGGUGGACUUUCUUACAGGGACAUUCGUAUUAGUCUAUUUUUAAAUUUUUGUUUAUAGCAGAGCUGUCUUUUCCCACCAUUUUUAAUACAGUAGAGCUUUUUAUAGAAAAUACUUGAAAUCAGUAUUUAAGCUUUACAGAACAUCAUAUUAGCAUAGGGCGAAGUAGCAAACAUGACCUGUAAGUAUCACUUGUUAUAUUGUUUACUUUAUAGAGAUGUGUAUAUAUUUAUAUACUUUUACAAAAAAAAGUUGAAUUAUCAGGUGUCUGAGCAUAUAACUACUGAGACGCCUCCACAGUGUAAAUAAAAGUACACUUUUAAAAUACAAAGGAAUCGUUUUUCUGUCCAUUUGAUAUAUUCUGUUUUGUUCCUGAUAUUGGGGA